This is a messenger RNA of Xiphias gladius (swordfish), 3409 nucleotides long. It is a transcript of the gene adck2, whose product is annotated as aarF domain containing kinase 2. Gene Ontology annotation, cellular component: mitochondrion. The record is from RefSeq and is a predicted model, not a curated record. Lineage: Eukaryota; Metazoa; Chordata; Actinopteri; Istiophoriformes; Xiphiidae.
GAUGUGUCUCCACCUGUGGGGCAUUUGACGUCUCUACAGUGACUUGAAGAAUUACACUGUCACUGAAAUAAUAUUAUAUUAAUAUAUCAGUCAGAGUUUUUGUAUUUGACACUUAGAAAGGCUUUGGACAUACCUUGUAGUAAGAAAGACAUUCAAGGGACUCCAUGUGCUCCCUGGACUUCUGGUAAUUUGAUCCAUACUCGCGCGCCUUUAAGACGAAGACACGUGACCUCGUCAGCGAGACGUCAGACCCGGAUGUGGAGCGGCUGUCUUUGCGGUGUUUUAUGGGAUGCUCUGUUUUCAGUGGAAGUUUAUGAUAUUUUUGGCCGGUACACAAACGCCUGCUGGACCAUGAAAUGCCUCACGUGUCCUCAGCGGGAAAAGAAGCAAUCCAGUUUCCUCCCGUAUUCGGGGAAAUGAGUUUUAGCAACGCCACGAAUUUGUAGUAAAAUAGGUAAAUGUUUUGUAGCUAUUUUGAUGUAGCAUUAAUACAGGUUGCCUCUUUUUUUGAAGGUGGAAUCCCGGUCAUAAACUCGUGGACGUUUACAUGUUUGGAGUCAUCCUUUACUGAUGGUAUUUAAUUACAAAACAGGCACAUGUGGACCAAUUCACCUCCUGGACUGAGCUAACAGCCGUUUGACAUGAUGACCACGAUGGCCUCUGGAGCAAGGGCAGUUCUUCUCAACUUGAGAUACACUUUCAGUAAAGCAGGCUCUUUUGCCAGAGUCAGACUCAUUCAGAACACCAGGACAUGUUUUGUUAAAAGAGGGCAGAUUUUAACCCAGAUUCCCAAGGUUACGCUGCUAUGUUGGGGUGCAGUGACGGCAACAUCUUCUGCAGUCAGGUGCCAGGAAGCCACUCUUCCAUCACAGACUGCCGACAGAAAGUCUCUAGCCAAAGUCCAAGUGCAUAGAGUUAUAUUUUUCCUUCGCCUCAGCCUCCGUGCAUUGAUACUACUCCUCAGAUUUGGCCCCCUUCUCCUAUUGUCCCCCUUGGCUCUGGUGUCCAAAAGCUUGGCGUCUCGUUGGCUGGACGCUCUGCUGUGGGUGACUGAGACCUCUGGUCCUACUUUCAUCAAGCUUGGGCAGUGGGCCAGCACCAGACGGGACAUCUUCUCUCAGGAGUUUUGUGAACGCUUCUCCAGGCUCCACGUCAAGGUGCGUCCUCACUCGUGGGCCCACACCAAGCAAUGUCUCCGGAGGGCCUUCGGGGAGGGCUGGAGGAGGGUUUGUUUUGAGAGCACGGAGCCGGUGGGUUCGGGAUGUGUGGCCCAGGUGUACAGAGGUUGGGCCAAGGCAGACCAGGUGGAGGACCCAGCCUUCCAGUCGCUGGUGGAGGAGAUGGAGAGAGAAGACUUGCUAGAAGCCUGGGAGAUCCCUGGUUUUAGAGGAAUGGCCAGCUCCCUGCAGCAGCUCUGGGGGGGGAGUAGGGAAGAGGAGGGCUAUGAGGAGAGGAGUUACCCAAGUGGUCAGCUCGAGGGGAGCAGUACAGAGAAGGAACAUCUGAUACCUGUGGCUAUCAAGGUGGUUCAUCCAGGUGUCAGGAGGCAGGUGGAGAUAGACCUGUUGCUGAUGAAAGCAGGCAGUUGGCUUCUGCACUGCCUCCCGGGACUGAAAUGGCUCAGUCUGUAUGAGAUAGUAAAGGAGUUUGAGAAGCUCAUGACUAAACAGAUUGAUCUCCGUUUUGAGGCCAGGAACAUCGAGCAGUUCCGGGAUAAUUUCCGCGAUGUGGAUUAUGUCAAGUUCCCAACUCCCUUACAACCAUUUGUCACCAGGACCAUUUUAGUGGAAACUUUUGAAGAGAGCGAGCCCAUUUCUCACUACCUGAGCUCCGAUAUUCCUCAGGAUGUGAAGCAGAGAAUAGCCAGGAUGGGUGUAGACACCCUGCUGAAAAUGGUCUUUGUGGACAACUUUGUCCACGGGGACCUCCAUCCUGGGAACAUUCUGGUCCAGUGUCGGGGCCCUCAUGCUGUUUCCAGAGACAGUACUGGUGUCACAGGGGAGCCCCAGGGUAAAACCACCCUCACUGACUUGUGGGAUACGGUGGUUGUCAGUGUCAGGCCAGACCCGUGUCCUCUCCAGUUGGUGUUGCUGGACGCUGGCAUUGUAGCCCAGCUCAGUGACCAUGACCAUGCCAACUUCAAGGCUGUCUUCACAGCUGUGGUGCUGCGGCAGGGUGAGCGAGUAGCAGAGUUGAUUUUGCAUCAUGCGCGAGCCAAUGAGUGCCAAAACGUGCCACAGUUUAAGAAGGAGAUGGCCCAGUUGGUAGACCAUGCCCUCAGCAAUACCCUCUCUCUGGGAAAGAUCCGAGUGGCUGAGUUGCUCUCCAGAGUCUUUGGUCUGCUCAUCAAACACAAGGUGAAGUUGGAGAGUAAUUUUGCCUCAAUUGUGUUUGCCAUCAUGGUGCUGGAGGGUCUGGGCAGGUCGCUCGAUCCGAACCUGGACAUCUUGGAUUUGGCCAAACCCCUACUGCUAAAGAACUGUGCCUCACUGCUCUGAUACAAACAGUACAUACACACACAUACACACACACAAUACCUGAACCACAACAGAUAAAGCAUACUAUCUGUGCUUGAUCUGUCGUGUCGUGUACUUGUAGGUGCACAUACAGGUACUAACCCCUGUACUGUAUACAUAUGGUACAUCUAUGGAUACAGUACAUAUGUAUAUCCUCCUCAUGCCAAGAUGAUGGAUUGUCAUCGAGGUUACAAUGUGAGAUUUCACUGUGGAUAACAGGAUCACUUCUUCAUCACUACAUUUCAGCCGUGUUGUUACUAUAAAUACCUCAGAAUUUUACAUUGGUGGGUAUUUCCACUUUGAUCACUGUUACUCUUGAAUUUUAUCUUCUACUGUCUUGUUGAAGUAUGAACAUUUCACCCACUGAAGUCAACUUCAAGGCACCUCUAACAGAGCUUAAUGAAGAAGAGUGUGUACGCUUUACAUGAGGUACCACUUGUAGUUUAUUGAGUGCUAACGGAUGAGUCAGACACAUCGGCAAACACACAGAUCGCAUGAGAGACCAUUUUGAGUGAUAUAUGAAACAAAAUACUACGAGAAUCCCUAGUUGAUAUUCAAAAGCAUAUUUAUACGUUUUAAUGGCUAAUAUUGAUCUCAGGAUGGUUUUUUUUAAUCACUUUUUAUCCUCUUUUAUUGCAUAUAAGAUAAUGUUGUCUAAUGAGCCAUAUUUGUUUUAGUGUAAAUCACAAUGUACUGUAACAUUUGUUCGUACAAACUACAUUGACAAUGUGAAGCCUUAUGAGGGGACCCAUGUCUAUUAACGUUCCAUCAAAAUUGUGGGAACACUUGUAUGAAUUAUACAUAUCAAUAAAAAGGGAAUCUAUGCUAAUUGAUCUUUUUCUUUCCUUUGCUGCCACUAGUGACCAGUCCUAAGUUUUCUAACCCUUUCAGUG